AUGUUCAAUAGACACUGGGACUUCAAUUGGAAUAAUGUUUAUUCUUCUCUCUACAAUGCUCAAGACUGUCUUAAAAUACGGUGUGCUGCAAGAACCACUUUUCUGGUGUCUCUCACGUUUGUUUGUAUCCUCUUGCCGUUAUUUCACAGUUUGGCAUUGACAAAAAAAUUCUAUAAGUUGAAUCACAAUUUUAACCAUCAUUUUGUGUAUCAGCAUCUGAAUUGGUUGCAUGAUUUGACGCUUUAUCACAAUAAAUCAGUUCACAUCACGCUGUUCUGGUCAUGUUUUGUCGGGUUUGCGACUUUCUAUAAUACAAACGGUGAGCUGAACCACAUUGCAAAAAGAUCAGGUAGAAUUUCAAUUGCAUUGUUGCCUGCGAUAUUAAUACUCACGUUAAGACCCUCUCCAUUGCCGAAUCUACUAUAUUUAUCUCUGUUGCCGUACCAUAAAUGGAUCUCGAGAAUUUUAAUCGUCGAGUCAUUCUUGCAUUGUGGUUUGUAUGUGUGGUGGUUUGCUUCCUGCAAUACGAUGUCAAAAUUGUGGAAAUUCACUAAUAUUUGUGGUAUUCUCGCCUUCAUUGCAUUCUUCGUGAUUGGAAUCACUUCAGUUAAUAAAUUCAGACGAAUGAAUUUCAAAUUGUUUUAUUGCAUCCAUUAUGUCUGCACUUGGACGUCGAUCGUACUGCUAUACCUGCAUUCAAAACCAAGCAUAUUGUACUACUUUUGCUUUUGCGUCGUUAUACUGCUCUACCAAGUUUAUUACCGUCUAUCACACACAAAGAAAACAAAAAUAACAAUCACAUGCAUCUCGCCAACCAUUUCAUUGUUGGAGUUCCCAAAAGAAUAUCUAUCAAAUAAACCAAUUCUACCAGCUACUCACGUAAGGCUGAACCUGGUUAGAAGAAACCCUUUUGCAAAUUUAGUCAAUAAUUUCAUUAUCCCUUUUCAACAUCCAUUCACCAUUGCAUCCCUACCAAACGAUGAUGCAGUUCAACUGAUUGUACGGAACGGUAGGACUUUACCAUUAGAGACAAAUAGUUCCUACUACAUAACAGGAUGUUUCGAACCAAUGAUUGAUUUCAUAUCAAAAAGAAGGGAAAAUAAUUUGUGGGCUACCAUCAUAAACUAUUUCGAUAAUAACUCGAAUACCGGAAAUAACGACACUUAUUUAACGUAUAGUAGUAAUAUUCAAGAUGCAAACACGUUAAACAUUAUGUCACAAGCGUUGCCAUCCUUGCCUUUCCAAGUGAACUCCUUACCGUUGCUAAGCUCACCUUUGCGGUAUAAGAUAAACGCUACAAGAGUGUUCAUGGUAGUUGGGGGCACUGCUAUUUCAUUUGCAUUGCCUGUAUUAAGAAUCUUGAAUUUCAAUGGUGUUCACACAAGGUUGAUUUGGGUUACAAGAGAUUAUCAAGAUUUACAAGUAUUAAACCAUUUCAAAAAUAAUUUCGAAGGUUUGGAGGUUUACGUGAGUGGGAAAAACUCCAUUGACUAUGUAGAAGAGUACAAUAGAUUGCAAGAAAAUAAGAAAGCUCCAAAUACAGAAACUAUGGCUAAUGGUAAUUUAGUGGAAACGGAAAGUGAGAAUGAUCCACUGUUAUCGGGAAAUGUUAAAACAACGUUUGGUGCAAUAGCUGAUAAAGAUGAUGAAAUUGAUUUUACAGAAACAUUCUCACGUAAAAAAUCAAUUAAAGAUUUAAAGAAACUGGCUAAAAGGAAAAAGGCAAAUGAAAAUGUCUUCAGAGAACAGACAGUCAUCGAGCCACCAAAUAGUACAUAUGCUACUGAUGAAGAUUUUGAUUCAAGUAACCAUUCGUAUUCAAAUGUGUCCCCUAAUAAGGAUACUGAAGCAAAUACAGUUGCUUCUUCGAACGUCACAAGAUCUAUCUUGAGAAAAAUUAGAAUCCCAGCUGGUAUUAAGGUUUCCUUUGGGAGACCAGUGUUGAAUAAUUCUCAUUACAAUUGGUGUUUAGAGAAGGAGUGCAUUGGUCCAUCAGAGCACAAUCUUUGCUGUCAUCCAAAUAGUGAAAACAGUUCACACGUUGAUGAUUUGGCAAAUGUUUGGGUCGUAGCGGCUGGUCCAAAUAGUUUAAUUGAAAAUACAAAUAGAUGGGCAACUGACGGUGGUUUACAUUUCUAUGCCGAAGCCUUUGCUGUUUAA
Tetrapisispora phaffii CBS 4417 is the source of this 2160-nucleotide messenger RNA. It is a transcript of the gene FRE8, whose product is annotated as putative ferric-chelate reductase. The transcript has a single exon. NCBI's taxonomy places the organism in Eukaryota, Fungi, Ascomycota, Saccharomycetes, Saccharomycetales, Saccharomycetaceae. Gene Ontology annotation, cellular component: plasma membrane. The record is from RefSeq and is a predicted model, not a curated record. Bases 1 to 2160 code for a protein of 719 amino acids.